AGGGGAGCGCUUCCGUCUCCUGCCAUUUCUUUUCAUUUUCUUCUUUCACGGACGUUGUUCCUAUUGAAGAAAAUUCAUCAGGAUGGGUCGUAUGCACUCGCAUGGAAAGGGUAUAUCCCAGUCUGCGCUUCCUUAUCGACGAAGUGUGCCAACUUGGUUGAAGUUGACACCAGAAGAUUGUAAAGAACUCAUUUACAAGCUAGCAAAAAAAGGACAUACACCGUCUCAAAUUGGUGUUAUUCUUCGUGACUCACAUGGAGUAGCGCAAGUGCGAUUCCGUACAGGAAAUAAGAUUCUGCGCAUCGUAAAAAGCAUGGGCUUGGCUCCUGAUUUACCAGAAGAUUUGUACUAUCUGAUCAAGAAAGCUGUUGCUGUGCGCAAACAUUUGGAAAGAAAUCGUAAAGAUAAAGACAGUAAAUUCCGUCUGAUUCUUGUCGAAUCGAGAAUUCACAGGUUGGCACGAUACUACAAAGCUAAGGGAUCUCUCCCGCCAAAUUGGAAGUACGAGAGCUCAACGGCUAGCGCUCUCGUGGCUUGAGUUUAUUUACUGUAUUUACAUAUUAUGCUUUAAAUAAUAAACUUUAAAGACACCAA
Messenger RNA from Pogonomyrmex barbatus (red harvester ant), 594 nucleotides. RefSeq names its product ribosomal protein S13 (gene RpS13). Gene Ontology annotation, molecular function: small ribosomal subunit rRNA binding; structural constituent of ribosome. Gene Ontology annotation, cellular component: nucleolus; ribosome; cytosolic small ribosomal subunit. The record is from RefSeq and is a predicted model, not a curated record. Gene Ontology annotation, biological process: translation. NCBI's taxonomy places the organism in Eukaryota, Metazoa, Arthropoda, Insecta, Hymenoptera, Formicidae.